AGUAUUAUAAUUUCCACAGUGUCAGAUGUCAAAGAUUCUCAACAUAAAAGAACCCAUUCAGGGGCUGUUGGGUAACCUGCUCAGUGCUGCCACUUUGUGGUCGAAGUCACUCACUACGUCAUGGUGGAAGGAGCAGCUUAGUUCAUACUGUCGCAGGCAAACUAGCUGCCAGAUUUAAAUGACUGGAGAUGAUCAAGAUUUCACAUAAAGCUAAUUUAAAUGUAGCUUUGUUGGACUGAUUAUGGUAUUCUAAGGUGAUCCAAAUAUGGAAAUGGCUCAGAGAGACCAUAAGAAAUAUUUUGAGCCAACGUGAGUGUUGAUUUUUGCCACUGUGAAAGGAUGGGUUGUUCAAACCCUGGCAAAGGCCUCAGUCUCUGUAACCAGGCGCUAUGGGACCUGUGGCCUGGCUGUGUCCCUCACUAUGGUAACAAUGAACUGAGUGUGGAUUCAGAUAGGAUUAGUAAUAUCUACACAAGCGAGAGCCUGUGAAACUUGCAGCAAUGCUUCCUGUUUUUUAGACUUCAUAUUUUUCUCUUGCAGAGCCUGAAUGAAGCUAGUUACAGCAAUGGGCCCAGCUCAGAAUCUUGACUUGUAGCUGUAAAACAAGAAAACACUGUUAACUAGAUAAUUAUGUUUGCAAUGAUUGUCAUAGUUUGUGGUUCAGUAAAAAAUAAGUCAAAUAACUUGUGUAAUGUGUAAGUAAAUACAGUUAAUGUAAGUAGAGUGUUGCAUUUUUUCCUGUUAUACGCUACCUUCUGAAAAUGGGAGGGGCUUGGCCUCAACUGGCCCCUCCCACUUGAGCUUUAGUCCUAUUCAGACAAACUUAGAAUCAGACACACAGAGAUGGAGAAACACUGUAGUAACUGGACUCUUGUGCUGGUGCUCUGUGGCCUCCUGCCACUGGCUACUCAGGCUGGCAGGCAGAUGCCAAAACUCUCCGAUAAGAAGCUAUGUGCCGAUUCAGAGUGUAGCCAUCCCAUUCUCAUCGCUAGAGCUCUGCAGGAUUAUUACCCGCAAGACUGUCGCUUCAUACACAUCCAGCAAGGCCAGUCUGUCUAUGUGUAUGCCAUGCUGAAAGACCGUGGGAACCUCUUCUGGGCUGGUAGUGUUCAAGGGUCGUAUUAUGGAGAGCAGGAGGCGCGUCUGGGAUUCUUCCCCAGCAGUGUUGUUGAAGAGACACAUGCUUUAAUGCCUGCUGAGGUUGAGGUCAAGACUGACAAAUGGGACUUCUACUGCUAUUAGGAUUGUGUGAUGCUUCGCCUGGAAUAUAAACAAGAUUCUUGAUUCCACUCUGCACUUUGUAGUGUGUCCCUACUACAUUUAUUAUCUCUACACUACUCAAAUAUUCAGAUAAGGGAAACACAGAACAGUGACUGUAUAUGCUUAUUGAUGCAAUAGUUUGAAUAAAACUGAGCUGCUGCUA
This is a messenger RNA of Ctenopharyngodon idella (grass carp), 1423 nucleotides long. It is a transcript of the gene mia, whose product is annotated as MIA SH3 domain containing. The record is from RefSeq and is a predicted model, not a curated record. Gene Ontology annotation, biological process: extracellular matrix organization. The transcript has 4 exons. NCBI's taxonomy places the organism in Eukaryota, Metazoa, Chordata, Actinopteri, Cypriniformes, Xenocyprididae. Bases 844 to 1242 code for a protein of 132 amino acids. Gene Ontology annotation, molecular function: protein binding.